AUGUCCGAAGAAGAAAAGCAUUCGUUUAAAAUCCAAGCGGUCAAUCGGCGAUUUUUACCAUUCGAUUUAGAAAAAGAAAAAGAAUGGCGAGGUCCAUUUUUUUUCGUGCAAGGUGCUGACUGUCAGCCAGGUUUGACGUAUCGAUGGACUGGUACUCGUCGAGUUGAAUGUACUCCUGAUAUGCCUAUGAAAUGGGAUGUUGAAAUUGAAUCCACACGUGCUAUUAUUGAAAAACUCAAUCAAAUGAACCCGAAACCAAAAUUUUUUGUCGUCUGCGGCGAUAUUGUUGAUGCGUUUGAUUUCGAAGAACCAUUUCGUUCACAGCAAGAAACUGAUAUAAAACAAGUGCUCAGCGAAUUAGAUCCUACAAUUCCACUAGUAUGUGUUUGUGGAAAUCAUGAUGUCGGCGAUGAACCGACACGUUCAAGUAUUCAACGAUAUAUUGAUCAUUUCGGUGACGAUUAUUUUGAUUUUUAUUGUGGUGGAGUACAUUGUAUUGUUUUAAAUUCACAAUUUUAUGCACAUUCAUCGAAUGUCGAAGAUUUAAAAUUACAGCAUGAAAAAUGGCUUGAUGAAGUGUUACAGGAUAAACAAUCGAAGCAUAUAAUUCUAUUUCAACAUAUUCCAUGGUUUUUAAAAAACUUCGAUGAAGAGAAAGAUUAUUUUAAUAUUGAAAUCAGUACAAGACUUCGAAUGCUUGAAAAAUUUCAUGCCGCGGGUGUGAAGAAAAUUUUCUGUGGACACUAUCAUCGGAAUACAGGCGGAUCAUAUAAAUCCAUGGAAGAAGUCGUUACAAGUGCGAUCGGUCUGCAAUUAGGAAAAGAUAAAUCAGGUGUUCGAUUAGUCCGCGUGACAGAGAACGAUAUUGAACACAAAUAUUUUGAAACAGAAGAUAUUCCGGCAAAUUUUCUAUGA
Messenger RNA from Rotaria socialis, 915 nucleotides. The record is from the annotation of a GenBank genome assembly. Lineage: Eukaryota; Metazoa; Rotifera; Eurotatoria; Philodinida; Philodinidae.